Hyaloscypha bicolor E is the source of this 839-nucleotide messenger RNA. RefSeq lists its product as uncharacterized. Lineage: Eukaryota; Fungi; Ascomycota; Leotiomycetes; Helotiales; Hyaloscyphaceae. The record is from RefSeq and is a predicted model, not a curated record. The transcript has a single exon. The coding region runs from base 158 to 685 and encodes 175 amino acids.
CCAACUGAUCCCGGCCUCCCCUAUUGUCACACACAAAUUAGGCGAUCAUAAUAGCCUUGUUGCUUGCAUUGGGCAGCAAGUCGCUCUCUGGGGGGAGGAGUAGUCGCCGUCACAAUGGGCCUCUUUUUGGAGGCGGUGAUCGUGUUGAAGGUCCACCAUGGCCUCUCUCCUCGAAGCCGCCACCUGGGCCCUGAUGGCAGUGACAAAGGGUGCCCGCAAGCUCCAGGGGCUUUGCCCGGUUGUCUUGAAGAGAUGUCGAGUUGCUGACGAAGAACGAGCAGAAGCAGAGAUGAAUCUUGGAGAAAUGCAAAGCGCUGGAGUCCGAAAGCGACGUGCGCCCGAGCAAACACCCGGAAGAGUCGACGACCAGGGUGACAGUCCCGCAGCAAGUCCCACGACGAGUACCACGAGUGGUACCAUGACGCCAGGUACCAGCGAGGGCAACUUGGAGUCUCCAGGUAUGGGUGGUGAGCAAGAGAGUCCUAAAUUCAAGUCAGCUAAUACAGGUACUUCUCGAUACAAGAUUCUUUCAUCAAAUCAGCUUGGCAGCGGCUUUCUGAUCGGCUUGGAGAAAGACUACCCACUCGAAAGAGUACUGAAGAGCGGGAACAACUCAACCAUGAGCGAGGCUAUGACAAGUUCAUACAAGAGGAGUGUGAGUUGUCCAUCUAACGUUCCAAUUUAAAUAAGAUGGAGGCUAAUGAAUGCUUGCACAGUGGACGAAUAUCCAAAAGGUUUCCCACAGCUAGCGGCUCUCAUCAGCUGUGACGAUUCUCUCUCCAUGCAUCGCAGCUUUAAAUACUGCCACAGCCGCGGCCUUCUGCACCUCGAAGUACAAA